AUGUCGGGAGAAGCCCAACUCCUACCUCCGCCGAGGGCUCCUCCUCCACCCGAACCCGACCCCAUGGCUGCCAUGAAGCUUACAAGGGGCACCUCGUGUGUCCUAUGCCAACAACGAAAGGUCCGUUGCGACAAGAACAAGCCUUGUGCCAACUGCGUCAAGGCCCGCGUGGAAUGUCGAGUCAUCCCGCCACAGCCGCCAAGACGGAGAAAGAAGCGUCUCCAAGAAAGAGACCUUGUCGACAGGCUCAAGAAGUACGAGCUUCUGUUGGCCGAGAAUGGCGUCAAGUUCGAGCCCAUCGCCGGCGACCUCAAAGCUUCGGACCGCGAUUCCAUCCACAUCGAUGAGGGUCCCGUGACGGACGAGGUCGCCGACCUGGAAAACGAUUUCGAAGGUCUCAAGACGUCGCCGGAGGGCAGCACGUCUCCGUCCGUGGCGGGAAGCAGGAGGUCGCAAUCCGACAAGCCAUUUAACAAGUGGUUCCCCUUUCACAAAGAGUUCAGGGCCAGCGAGGAACUCUUGAGAGACUCCUCGGAGGACGAGGUUGAUGGCUCCACCAUCCACCAUGCCUUUGACAAGAUGUACGACAACCAGGACGGCUUCCCAUUCAUUGUGGGCAACCGGAAUGCUUCCGUGACGCACCUGCAUCCGUCUGCCAUCCAAAUCUUUCAGCUGUGGCAGAUUUACAUCACCAACGUCAACCCACUCCUGAAGAUUACUCACGUGCCCACCGUCCAAGGUCUCAUCAUUGAGGCCACCGCCAACCUCGAGAAAAUAUCAAAGAACGUGGAAUGUCUCAUGUUUGCAAUCUACUUACUGGCCGUCACCUCGCUCGAGGAUGACGAAGUGGCCAAGAUGUUCAACGAACCCAAACCCACCGUUCUGUCCAGAUUCCACACGGCCCUCCAGCAGGCCCUUGUCAAUGCCGGCUUCAUGCGCACGAGUGACACCAUGGUACUCCAGGCCUAUAUGCUCUUCCUGAUCGCCGUCCGCAUGUUCGUCGACCCAAGACAAAUAUUCUGCUUGGUCGGCAUUGCUGUGAGAAUCGGCCAGCGGAUGGGCCUUCAUCGGGACGCCGCAGCCUUUGGGCUAUCGCCGUACGAGGUUGAGCAAAGACGGCGGCUGUGGUGGACCAUCGUAGGCUACGAUCGGAGGAUCGGCGAGAUGACGGGGUCUACUGUCACUGCCCUGUCCACUGCGGGUGACUGCAAGCUACCUCUCAACAUCAACGACACGGAUCUCCACGUCAACGGUAAGGACGCCCCGACUCCGCAUCAGGGCGCGACGGAGAUGCUCUUCGUUCUCAUCAGGACGGAGCUGGCCAUGGCCAUCAGCAGCGACACGGCACGUGAUGGGCAACGGCACGGUGACAAAGACAAGGAAUCCGGCCCCGGCGCCGUUGCGGCGCGCCCGAUGCCGACUGUGCGCAUGGCCGGACAGGACCAGACGUACACACUGGACGGCUUCUUCGCUCACAUCGAGGGCACGUACCUCAAGUGGUGCGACCCCAAGAUACCCCUCCACUUCUUCACUCUCACCAUGACCCGGCAGUCGCUGUGCAAGAUGAGGGUCAUUUCGUUCCUCGUUCGAAUGGGCAACGGAGAGGCGACCACUCUGCAGGAUCAUGAGCGCGAUACGCUAUUCCUCGAAGCCAUCCAGAUGAUCGAGUACGACAACGUCGUGCAAGCGGCCGAGAGUCUCCAAGGUUACAAGUGGUAUACGUACCUCCACUUCCCGUUCCCGGCGUACAUGUUCUUGGUGACGGAGCUGCGCCAGCGGCUCACGGGACCGAUGGUGGAGCGGGCAUGGGACGCCAUCGCCGAGAACCACGAGAGGCGCGGGCUGAUGAACACGCUGCACAGCCCGAUGCACAUCGCGUUUGGCAACCUGUUCAUCAAGGCCUGGGACGCCCACGAGGCCGGACAGCAGCAGAUCGGGAAGCCCGUGCAGGAGCCUUUGUGGAUCACGAGAUUGCGCCAGCGGGCGGAGAAGAUGGGCAAGAAGCAGCGCGGGGCCCGGCCCGGGCCCGAGGGCGGGGCCGGGUUUCCGCAGCAGGCGGCCAGGACGACGCCGAUGAGCAACAGCACGUCUCAGGUGGGCCCCAUGCAGAUGCCGCAGAACAUGAUGAUGACCCCGCCGUCGGUGACCGCGGGAACUCCGGCGAUGGGUCCUCCGGCCUCGGAAGGCGAUGUUACCGACAUGGACUGGAGCUACCUGAUGCAAGGGUACGACAUGGAUACGUAUGCGGCAUUCGGAGGAGGCUUUGGUGGGUUUCCGAUGGGGGGAAACGGCAUGAUGGGCCCGGGCAUGAUGGGGAACCCUGACGGAGGCAACAUGUUUGGGAGUUGA
Colletotrichum karsti is the source of this 2349-nucleotide messenger RNA. Its product is annotated as C6 transcription factor. The transcript is spliced from 4 exons. Gene Ontology annotation, biological process: DNA-templated transcription; regulation of DNA-templated transcription. The record is from RefSeq and is a predicted model, not a curated record. The coding region runs from base 1 to 2349 and encodes 782 amino acids. Gene Ontology annotation, molecular function: zinc ion binding; DNA-binding transcription factor activity, RNA polymerase II-specific; DNA binding. NCBI's taxonomy places the organism in Eukaryota, Fungi, Ascomycota, Sordariomycetes, Glomerellales, Glomerellaceae.